GGACAAAACCCUGCAGGAGGCUGCGAGCGCUGCAGAGCUGCUCACUACGGGGAGAGGGCGGGGGUCGGCACCCGCAGCGCGGCCGGGACCGCAGCGAGGAGGCGGGGAGGCGGCGGGAGGGGCCGGCGGAGGGCGGGAGCGCGCCUCCUGACAUGACGGGGGCAUCCCUGACCGGGCCGGGCCGGGGCUAGGAGCGGCGCCCAGGCUGGGGGCGGGUCGCGGUCCGCCCCUCCGUCCGUCCGUCCUGUCCUGCCGGGGGCUUGUGUUCCGCACUCGGCCGCCUCGGGAAAGGAGCGAGGCAAGCGGCGGGAGGGUCGGGGAGAAGGAGCAUUCGCCUGAGGCUGGAGGAGGCUGACCUGCGUCCCCGCCCAGCCCGCGCCUAUGCGGUACUUGAAGGAUGGCGAAGAGGUCGCGCAGUGAGGAUGAGGAUGAUGACCUUCAGUAUGCUGAUCAUGAUUAUGAAGUACCACAACAAAAAGGAUUGAAAAAACUCUGGAACAGAGUAAAAUGGACAAGAGAUGAGGAUGAUAAGCUAAAGAAGUUGGUUGAACAGCAUGGAACUGAUGAUUGGACUCUAAUUGCUAGUCAUCUUCAAAAUCGUUCCGAUUUUCAAUGCCAACACCGAUGGCAGAAGGUUUUGAAUCCAGAAUUGAUAAAGGGUCCGUGGACAAAAGAAGAAGAUCAGAGGGUUAUUGAAUUAGUUCAGAAAUAUGGACCUAAAAGGUGGUCUUUAAUUGCAAAACACUUAAAAGGAAGAAUAGGCAAGCAGUGUAGAGAAAGAUGGCAUAAUCACCUGAAUCCUGAGGUGAAGAAGUCUUCCUGGACGGAAGAAGAAGACAGGAUUAUCUAUGAGGCACAUAAGCGGUUAGGAAAUCGGUGGGCAGAAAUCGCCAAACUGCUUCCUGGAAGGACUGAUAAUUCUAUCAAAAAUCAUUGGAAUUCUACCAUGCGAAGAAAAGUGGAACAGGAGGGCUACUUACAGGAUGGAAUCAAAUCAGAACGAUUGUCAUCAAAACUCCAACACAAACCUUGUGCAACAAUGGACCAUUUGCAAACCCAGAAUCAGUUUUACAUACCUGUUCAGAUCCCCGGUUAUCAGUAUGUAUCACCAGAAGGCAAUUGUGUAGAGCAUGUUCAGACUUCUGCCUUUAUUCAGCAACCCUUUGUUGAUGAAGAUCCUGAUAAAGAAAAGAAAAUAAAGGAACUUGAAUUGCUUCUUAUGUCAGCAGAAAAUGAAGUUAGAAGAAAGCGACUUCCAUCUCAACCUGGAAGCUUUUCUAGCUGGUCUGGUAGUUUCCUCAUGGAUGAUAGUAUGUCUCAUACUCUAAAUAGCCUUGAGGAACAAGCUGCUGAGCUUUACAGUGUGGAUGAAAAUCAGAUUGUUUCUGCUCAGCAGAAUUCACCCACGAAGUUCCUGGCUGUAGAGGCAAAUGCUGUGCUGUCUUCUCUACAGACCAUCCCAGAAUUUGCAGAGACUCUAGAACUUAUUGAGUCUGAUCCUGUAGCGUGGAGUGACGUUACUAGUUUUGAUCUUUCCGAUGCUGCUGCUUCUCCUGUCAAGUCCACCCCAGUCAAACUUAUGAGGAUUCAACACAACGAAGGAGCCAUGGAAUGCCAAUUUAACGUCAGUCUUGUACUUGAAGGGAAAAAGAACAGUUGUAAUGGUGGAGAAAGUGAGGCUGUUCCUUUAACAUCUCCAAAUGUGGUCAAGUUUAGCACUCCACCAACCAUCCUCAGAAAGAAGAGAAGAAUGAGAAUGGGACAGUCCCUAGGCAAUGACCUUGGUGAUAGCUCAUUCAAUGAUGGCGCUAAUACAGCUCUAAAACACACACCGGUGAAAACACUACCAUUUUCUCCUUCACAGUUUUUCAACACAUGUCCUGAAAAUGAACAACUUAAUAUGGAAAAUCCAUCAUUUACAUCAACCCCUGUUUGUGGGCAAAAAGUUCUCAUUACAACUCCUCUUCAGAAAGAAACAACCCCCAAAGAUCAAAAGGAAAAUGUAGGGUUUAGAACACCUACUAUUCGAAGAUCUAUAUUGGGUACCACACCAAGAACUCCUACCCCUUUUAAGAAUGCGCUUGCUGCUCAGGAGAAAAAGUAUGGACCUCUUAAAAUUGUGUCCCCAGCCACUUGCCUUCCUGGAAGAAGAUAUUCGAGAAGUUUUAAAAGAAGAAACUGGAACAGACAUAUUCCUCAAAGAGGAAGAUGAGCCCUGCUUACAAAAGCUGCAAACAAGAGCAGACUACUUCUGUGAAAAAAGUCAGAAAAUCACUAGUUUUAGAUAAUUGGGAAAAAGAAGAACCUGGCACUCAACUACUGUCUGAAGACAUUUCAGACAUGCAGUCAAAUUGUGAGUGGGAAACAGUGGUUUAUGGAAAGACAGAAGAUCAACUUAUUAUGACUGAACAAGCAAGAAAAUAUCUGAGUACUUACACAGCUACCAGCAGCACUUCAAGAGCUCUAAUACUGUAAUUGUUAUUUAAACUGAUGACUGUCCCACUCCUUUACUGUAUUUUAUACCAAACUAGGUUGCAGUGAAGUUUUUACCAAUUAAUUCUUUUUAAAGUUUUAAUACAACCCUAAAGUGGUUUUAUCUUUUUUCUAUUUUGGGCAAGCUAAAGCUAAUAAGCCACUACUUUGAAUAAGAAGUGAGCAAUUUCAUUGUUCAUUUUUUAAGAGAUGUGAUUUUGAAAAAUUGUUUUUAAAUAAUAAAAUGGGAAAAUUUAAAAUGUUCAUGGAUAUUCCAAAAGUGAAUACUCACACAUUAUCUUCACGAUAUAUACUACUAUUCUCUUGAGACUGUAGUUUUGUUACAGACAGGUAGAUGAAUACCUAUGAUUUCUGAAAUUUGUUUAUGUAUGGAAAGAAAAUGUGGUUUAUGAAGUACUUUUGUGCUGAUUUACUUAGGCUACCAUUUAUAAAGAAACACAGUGGAAAGGAGUCUGCAAGAAGAUAGAAAGUACACUACUAAUUUUUGGUACUUUUCAGAAACAGUAAAAUUACAGUGUUAAGUGUAUUUAUUUGAACACAGUACUAAAAACAAAAAGCAUUGAAAAUGGUUUUUUUACUUAUUAGUGAAGAGUCAGUAUUUUUUCCAUAAAUCUCAGAAGAGCUGAGAGUUUUGUUGAAUGUAUUGUACAGUAUGUAGGAGCACAAAAACCUUGUAAAUUGGAAGUCUGUUUUUAUAAUUUAUUUUCAUUUUUAAAGCUUUUAAAUGUAGAUAUUUAUAUGUAUACAGGGUGUCUAGAAGCCAGUGUUGUUUCCUGUCAUUACAGCUAACAUAGUAAAGAACAAUUUUGACCUUUAAGUAUGAAACAGUUAAGUUAUAGCUACAAAGAGUACAAUAUCUAUACUGUAUGUGUCACAUCUACCUAAAUAUUGCACUAUGCCCUUUAAAUCAUGUUGGUUAUAAAGUAGUUCUAAAAUGUACUAAGUAAUAAUUUAAUAUUUUCUUUUUAAAUUAUAUGGAGGGUCAUAUAAAUUAAUCUGGUGAUUUGUAUAUAUGUUUGAAAUAUUUGCAUUUUGUUUAAAAAUAGUACCUUGGUCCCUUAAAACAGUCUGCACUUAAAAGUUUAUUAUAUUUACUCAAUGUUUCAGAAGUAGAGAACAUUAUCUUUUAUUUAUACAAAUAAUUUGUCCUUUUAUGAAUGUUUCGUGUUUUUCUACAGGUUACAACAGUUGCUUCAGUUGCCCAGUUUAGGUGUUUGCACUUAUUUUACUUCUUCUUGAAAGAAUGUCUUUAUUUGCUUUUGUGGUAGAGAUUUUAUGUAAUUUUUCUGAGACAUAUAAUGAUACUGUCAACUUAAACACUGACAGGCAGAUAGAAUCGUACACUGUAGUUGGAAUUAUUUAUAAUUGACACACUCUCUCCCUCUCCACUCCUAAAGUAUGCUGCUAUAGAAAAUAGCAGAAUUGGCUUGCUGCUAUGAGAGAUGGAAAGAGCGACCACCACUUGCACUGUGUGAAAAGAUAAAAAGCAAAUGAUGGCAAGUUCUCAAGUUAACUUAAUGGAAUCAACCAUUACCAGGCAAAUUCUUACAAAGACCAAAAUACUACUAUGCCUUAAAAGAGAAACAAAAACAGCUUAAGAUUUUCAGAUCUGUUUUUAUGUUAAUAGAAAUUGAAAUACUAAGUAUUUUAAUGCUUAACUCUUGAACAGUAGACCUAAAAGGAUUUUAACCUAUUUGAAUCCACUUGCUAGUUUUUGCAUACUAUAUGUUAGUGAGAAGUAAAGAAUAUGUAUGGUGAUACUAAGAUUAUGCCUUAUUGAUAACAGAUAAACCAAUUUGAAUCUUCUUAGCACGCUUGUUAAGUAUGUUGAUUGCCUUCUAAUUAAUGAACUUCUCACAGAAAUUUCUGUUUGUAAAACCAAUGAUUGUGGCAAAAAUCAUACUGGAUCAUUUCAGUUAACCUUGAACUAAUAGCACAUAAUGGCUUUUUGUUUUUUGGCUUUUAAAAAAUGUAGCCCUUAGCUGGAUUGGAUGUAAUAGUCUCCAGUUACCAAAGUAUAUCUUGGAAGAGCUAUAUUUUUUAAAGCAUCAUUUUUCUCUAGCAUUAAAUUAUCCCAAAUGGUAAUAUAUUGUGAAUAAGCUUGGGCUUAUUGGAUAUAGUACAUAUUUGGGUGGGUUGGUAUUGGUUGUAUCCUCCAGUUAACUGCUUUGUUGCUUUUUGCAAGAUUUUUAAUCGUAAAUAUGUCAGACAUCUUAAGUCACCCUUUUUUUACUGUUGUAUUCAAUUGAAUUAUUUCAAUAUGUUAUAAAAAUGCCAGACAUACAUGUAGCAUCCAUACUUGCAUGGAAACUGUCUACACAUAUAUCAUCCUGCAUUUUGUUGCAAGGUUUUCACACUAAUACAGCAAUUACCCUGACUAAAUUUGAGUUUUUUGAUAUAUGAGAAAACUUUCUAUUGUAAGAGAAUCUUACAUACAAUGUUGCAUAUAUUAACAUCCAAAUAAAGCAUCUCUGUACAAGCUGA
Molecule: messenger RNA, 4977 nt
Organism: Castor canadensis (American beaver)
Lineage: Eukaryota; Metazoa; Chordata; Mammalia; Rodentia; Castoridae
Gene: Mybl1
Product: MYB proto-oncogene like 1
Biological process (GO): positive regulation of transcription by RNA polymerase II; mitotic cell cycle
Cellular component (GO): nucleus
Molecular function (GO): RNA polymerase II cis-regulatory region sequence-specific DNA binding; DNA-binding transcription factor activity, RNA polymerase II-specific
Source: RefSeq, a predicted model, not a curated record